CUUCUCCCGAGAAGGCGGAGGAGGAAAGUGAGAGGCUGCUGAAGGAGCUCUACCUGUUUGAUGUUCUCCGCGCUGACCGCACUACUGCUGCGCACGGUCUUGAGUUGAGAGUCCCGUUUCUGGAUCAUCGGUUUUCCUCUUAUUACUUGUCUCUGCCACCAGAAAUGAGAAUUCCAAAAAAUGGGAUAGAAAAACAUCUCCUGAGAGAGACGUUUGAGGACUCCAACCUGCUGCCCAAAGAGAUCCUCUGGAGACCAAAAGAAGCCUUCAGUGAUGGGAUCACCUCAGUCAAGAACUCCUGGUUCAAGAUUUUACAGGACUAUGUUGAACAUCAGGUCGAUGACGCAAUGAUGGCCGCGGCAGCCCAGAGGUUUCCCUUCAAUACUCCCCAAACCAAGGAAGGCUACUACUACCGGCAGAUCUUUGAGCGCCACUACCCAGGCCGGGCUGAUUGGCUGACCCAUUACUGGAUGCCCAAGUGGAUCAAUGCCACCGACCCUUCCGCCCGCACCCUCACCCAUUACAAGUCGGUUGCCGAAGCUUAGAUGCUCUCUAAACUUUAGUGCGAAGUUAAGUGUUUCUUCUGACUCAGAAGGUAGAGACAUUGAGACCAACACAGCAAUGACGCGAGGCAGCCACCAACCACUCCGGCUUUUGUGGGCAUGGAACGAAAUAAAAAUAUUACAUCAGAAAUGCUUCUGGUGGUGGGUGCUAACACAGCCGCAUUAGAGGCAGCUGGAGACGGAGUGGUGGCUGCGGUAUCACCGCCGUGUGGAUGGCAGUGAGCUGAAGGGGAGAGCUGGUGAGCUUCGCAUCUCAAUUCUGCCUCUGCCCCUAGCAGCUCCUAGGCAGACAUGGAUGCGAGUCCUCCGUGAGACCUCAUGACUGUUCUGCUGUGUAGGAUAGCAAUUCAGCAUUUUGCUUUCUUAUAUUAUAUCCCCUCUGAAGAUUUGUGGAGUUGGGGCUAAACUUCUCAAAUCGAGUC
Molecule: messenger RNA, 985 nt
Organism: Alexandromys fortis (reed vole)
Lineage: Eukaryota; Metazoa; Chordata; Mammalia; Rodentia; Cricetidae
Product: asparagine synthetase [glutamine-hydrolyzing]-like
Exons: 4
Coding region: 165-545 (126 amino acids)
Cellular component (GO): cytosol
Molecular function (GO): asparagine synthase (glutamine-hydrolyzing) activity
Source: RefSeq, a predicted model, not a curated record